AGCUGCAAUUUUAAGAAAAUAGUGCAACGAAAAAUAAAUAUUGCAGCAAAAUAAUCGGCAAAUGCGCACUCCCCAUUUUCCAUCUUAAUGGAAGAGCUUGUCCACCCCCUCCUUGUAUAUAGAUGGCUCGGCCCAGGUGACGCUGGCACUAGAUCAUCAUGGCGGUUGAUUUGACACCGAGGUUUAGGAGAAUAAAAAGCCAGUAUCGAACGUUAGGUGAAAGUGCAACGACGGGUUUUACUGGACCUUUUCAAGCCACAAGGCUGUGGAAGAAUAUUAUUCAUGUUCUUCAGGCUCAAGUUGAUAUCAAGAGGAGAAGGUGGCACUUAAGAACAUACAAUGCGUGUUUUACUGGCUCUGAUGCAGUUGAUGUAGUUCUUAGUUUUUUAAUGCAAAAUAUAUACUUUAGUUGCACUGACAUUUCCAGGCUGAAGGCAGUUCGCCUAUGCCAGUUACUGAUGGAUUCAAAAGUAUUUGAACCAGUUGGAGGAAAGUUAUUUAGAAAGGAAAAGGACAUGGUGUUUGAAGAUGCCCAUUGCAGUCUUUAUCGCUUCUUAGACUGUGAUGCUUUGCCAGGUUCAUUUAAACGAGUUAACACUGAAAAUAUGUCACCUGAUUAUCUUCAUGUGAAGAAGAAGAAGAAGAAGAAAAACAGUUUGGAGAAAAUUACAUUUUCAAACCCCCUUGCGCUGGAGUCUUCAGACCGAAGAAUAGAGAAACUGUUACAAAUGAUAAAUUUGCGUCCAUUAGUUCCAGCAAAUUCUACAUCAGAAUCAUCGACCAGCUUGCUAUCAAAACAAGUUGUGGAGGGCAUUUGGAGGCAGCAGACAUUGUUAUAUUUGCUUCAGUUAAUUGAGCUUCCUAUUCUGGAUGGUAUUCUGGCAUCAUCUGUGACGUUGGAGCAAAGAAAUACAACAUUUUGUAACCAGGAUGGACUAAUAAUUUCCAAUACUUUUGUGGACAGAGUGGUCUCUCAGUCUCUACAACUAUCUGAGACUGAUAUGUGGCUUUCUGCUGCUAUUGACUGUCUGGACCUUUUCCCUGACCAGAUGUUGGUGACAAUAGAACAUCUUUUAUAUAAGCAGCAUGCUAAUGAGAAUGAGAAUGUGGAGGCAAAAAAGAGACUACUUUUUGACACCAUAGCAAAAUAUUAUAAUCGGGAUUGUGAUCCACUUAUGACAAGUCGAUAUUUUAACAUCCAUUCUGGAAUUGUGGACCUUCUUGAGAAAGGAAAAAUUCAGCAAGCACUUGAAGCAUCUCAGCUCUGUUUCAGACUGCUUGAACCUAACGUAAGAGAUGAACUAAGACGCCUUUUGGCAUUCAUGAAUUUUGCAGCUGACCCUGAUGCUUACAAACUUCAUAAACAGCAUGAAAAUAGCACAGUUGUUUGCCGCACAUUUGCAAGAGCUGUUAACAGAAAUGCAUCCUUAUCAAAGACACAAACUGACUUAUUGCUGAAAUUCCUAAUGAACAACCAAUUGGAUCUUUUCAAGACUCCAGUAUCACUAAUUGACACAGUCAGGAAAAAGCUUCACUCUUUGCAUCAUGGUAUGGAUCUGGAUGAACUGGGAGCUGUAACAUUCUGCAAGCAGUUCACGACUGAGAAGUAUGAAGAACUGAAAGAAGAAACUACAAAUAAUGAACUAUUGCAUUUAAUCCAGAAUAUUAAUCAGAGUACUACUAUUCCAGUAAAAGAAAAGAAGAGACUACUGAAGGAUUUUCAGAAGCACCAUACAGAAAUCUAUCUUCAGCAUUUUUCAAGUGGAUUUUAACUUUUGUUUUAAAUUAUAACCAUUAUUCUACCCCUGGACUGGAAAUGAACAUUUGUGAAGUAAAGGUUGAAUAUAUUCACACUAACAAUGAAUGUAACGGUUUAAUUGCAAUUGAAAUGUAUGCCCAUACAUGCCCAUAGCAGCAUUAUUUUCUUGAAUUUCUGAAAGGAAUGAGGACCUCUGUUCAUGUGCCAUAGUGGUCAAGGCUUUGAACAUCAUAGCCUAUUGACACUGUGUGACGAUGAGCAAGUCACUUCACCUGCCUGUAGUCGAAUUGGGAAUCUCAGAUGUCAUACAUUGACUUGGAUAAAGGUGUCAGCCAAAUAAAUAAUUUUCAAGCUGUAUAAAUUCUACUUAUAGAAAGAGCAAUGUGUUUACCUCCUAAAUGGCCUUUCCAAAUUGUUUGGGCAAGGACUGAUCCACCACUAUACUAUGGUCCUUCCCACGUGGUAAAAAAAAAAUGUUUUUAAGGCAUGAAAAUGCUUCUUAAAUAUAUAAAUGCACAUAUAGGUUUUAUUCAUUUUUAACCAUUAAUUGCACUACAGCUUUUUUUGCUGUUAAAGUAUACAUUUACUACAUUUAUACAGGUUUUUUCUUCUUUUCUUCCAGUGUACCAGCUAAACAUUCCUAAUUCUUAAGGUGUAAUUAUAAAUAUGGAUUACCAUUUUAAUUAUGCAGCAUUUGUUUCUUACAAAAACUACAGUAUACUGUACGACACACACAUAUAAUAAACACAGUAGAACCUCUAAAAAAGCCGCAAACACCUGAAAUGUUCAUAAGAUGUUUAUCAGGAAGAUAAAAGUCUAAUAUGCUUAACAAGUUUUCAAGCCUAUUGUUUACUAAACAGCAAUUUCAAAUUCUUCUUUUUCUAAUUGAAAAUGUAAUCUGCUAUACUUAAUGCAAGCCCUCUCACCAUCUAAACUCAAGACAAGCAGUGUCCUUUUUUAAAUAAAGGACAAAAUAAAAGGUCUGAAUUCAUUAAAGUAGCUUUUCUUGCCAUUUAUUUAAUUGCACAGAACAGCACCUCUGAUUCCUUUCUCUCAUUUAUUAUUUCACUUUUCUUUAAAACUAAUAUUCCAAUCUUCUAUUUGGUAAAGGCUGCCUUACUGCUGUCUGUUUACAGGAACUUCGCAGCAAAAUUAAAAAAAAAAAAGAUUUGCAAUAGCUCAACUACUGGAAUACCUUGUGUAAAGGAGCACUACAACUAAAUGCUUGUAAACCUUCAAAAGACACGUGUUGGAAAAAAAUUUUUUUUGUGAUCGGCCAAUUUACCUAUCACUGACUGAGUGUUUUGUGGUACUAAUUGGCCAAAUUAAAUCAGUUGCCAAUUGAUCAGAGAAUCUCAAGUUUUUAGUAAUUGAAUGAUAUUGUGUUUAAAACUAUUCACAUAUUGUCUGUUUUAACUUUUUUUAUUGUCCAUGCUAUCUGUGUGAUAUAGUCCUUUAUGAAUAAAUAAUAUAAUUUCUUACAGAAUAUUUAAUUACAGUCCACACAAUCCUGAACUGAGUAAUUGUAUUACUUAAUAAGAGACUGAGGAAGCCAUGCAGCCAUGGUAAUGUGUAUAUUUGACGUAUGAUUUAUCAACCGCUAGUUAUUUGCUUUAUUUGGCUUAACAUUUUUUUCUUAAUGGCAAAUUUAUGAAUAUUACAGAACACUGUAACCUAAAUAAACCAGUAAAAAUGAAUAAAGUUAAUAAAUCUGAAAUUAUCUGUAAGUAUUGCAACUUAAAUUAAAGGGAAUUAUUUUUAUAUGUAAUAAAUUGCAAUGAAUGUGCACUAAUA
This is a messenger RNA of Erpetoichthys calabaricus (reedfish), 3553 nucleotides long. RefSeq names its product DEP domain containing 4 (gene depdc4). Lineage: Eukaryota; Metazoa; Chordata; Cladistia; Polypteriformes; Polypteridae. The record is from RefSeq and is a predicted model, not a curated record. Gene Ontology annotation, biological process: intracellular signal transduction. The transcript is spliced from 9 exons. Bases 159 to 1772 code for a protein of 537 amino acids.